GUGGAUGUGUCUUCCAUGGCACCAUUUAAUAUUGCAUAUGAGCUGCUAGUCACCAGGCUGGAGAACUUCCAACUUGAGACCAACAAAGCCUUUAACUUUAUUGCCAGUCCUUCCCAGCCCCAGUAUUUUCUGUACAAGUUUCCUCAGGAUGUCGAUUCAGUCAUUAUUAAAGUGGUGUCUGAUGCAGUCUACCCAUGCUCAGUUGUCUCCGUCCAGGAUAUUGUGUGCCCAGUGUAUGACCUGGACCAUAAUGUGGAGUUCAACGGUGUUUACCAGUCUAUGACAAAGCAGGCAGCCAUAACGGUGCAGAGAAAGGACUUCCCAGGUGAGCAGUUCUUUGUUGUGUUUGUCAUCAAGCCAGAGGAUUAUGCCUGUGGGGGUUCUGUGCCUUCCUCCAUUCAUGGGAAUGUCAACCGUACCUGGAACCUGCAGAGGACGAAGAACCUUCAAGUGACAAUUGUGCCUUCUAUUAAAAAGUCUGUUUAUGUCCAGGCCAUGUUCUUCAGCUUCCUGAGUUUCCUCUCCUUUUACCUGGGCUCAGUGGUGGUUGCUUUUGUGCACUACAUCAGGGUUCAGAGGAAGGCUUCAGCUGGGAGAUUGAGUCCUGAGGAUGGAUCUGGGAUUAUGACGUCUUCGCACCCCAUCACAGCCAGCACCCCUGAGGGAAGCAGCUAUGGUGCUAUCGAUGAGUCAAGCUCCAGUGGUGGACAUCAAUUGUCUUCCUCUGAGCGCGGGCAGCCAGCUGGUUCUGACACAGACAGCUCUGUGGAGGAGGAGAGUGACUUUGACACCAUGCCAGAAAUUGAAAGCGACAAGAAUGUCAUCCGCACUAAGGUGUUCCUCUAUCUGUCAGACUUAUCCAGGAAGGACCGAAGGAUUGUCAGCAAAAAAUACAAAAUCUAUUUCUGGAACAUCAUCACCAUUGCUGUGUUUUACGCCCUGCCGGUCAUCCAGCUCGUCAUCACUUACCAGACGGUAGUGAAUGUGACAGGCAAUCAGGACAUCUGCUACUACAACUUUCUGUGUGCUCAUCCCCUCGGGGUGCUGAGUGCUUUCAACAACAUCCUCAGCAAUGUGGGCCACAUGCUGCUGGGCUUUCUCUUCCUCCUCAUUGUGUUGCGCAGAGACAUUCUCCACCGUCGGGCCAUGGAGAUGAAAGAUAUCUAUACUAUGGACUAUGGGAUCCCAAAGCAUUUUGGUCUCUUCUAUGCUAUGGGCAUCGCUCUGAUGAUGGAAGGGGUGCUCAGUGCCUGUUAUCAUGUCUGCCCUAAUUACUCCAAUUUCCAGUUUGACACCUCCUUCAUGUACAUGAUCGCAGGACUGUGCAUGCUCAAGCUCUACCAGACCCGCCACCCCGACAUCAAUGCCAGUGCCUACUCUGCCUAUGCCUCCUUUGCUGUGGUCAUCUGUCUGGCUGUCCUUGGAGUGGUGUUUGGGAAAAAUGACAUGUGGUUUUGGGUCAUUUUCUCAAUGAUCCAUGUUCUGGCCUCGCUGGCUCUCAGCACCCAGAUCUACUACAUGGGCCGCUUCAAGAUCGAUGGCCCUGACUCAGACUUGGGGAUAUUUCGGCGGGCAGCGAUGGUGCUGUACACGGACUGUAUCCAGCAGUGCAGUCGACCAAUGUACAUGGACAGGAUGGUGCUGCUCAUUGUUGGAAACCUGGUCAACUGGUCCUUUGCUAUCUUUGGGCUGGUGUAUCGGCCCAGAGACUUUGCCUCCUACAUACUGGGGAUCUUUAUCUGUAACCUGUUGCUGUAUCUGGCAUUCUACAUCAUCAUGAAGCUCCGCAGCUCUGAGAAGCUCCUGCCCAUCCCCCUGUUCUGCAUCGUGGCCACAGCAGUGGUGUGGGCAGCCGCCCUCUACUUCUUCUUCCAGACUCUCAGCAGCUGGGAGGAGACUCCAGCAGAGUCCCGGGAAAAGAACCGGCCGUGCAUCCUGCUGGGCUUCUUUGAUGACCACGAUGUCUGGCAUUUCCUCUCUGCAGCUGCCUUGUUCUUCUCCUUUCUGGUCCUGCUGACCCUGGAUGAUGACCUGGAUGCAGUGCGCAGGGACAAGAUCCCGGUGUUCUGA
This is a messenger RNA of Egretta garzetta (little egret), 2070 nucleotides long. RefSeq names its product SID1 transmembrane family member 1 (gene SIDT1). The transcript is spliced from 24 exons. The record is from RefSeq and is a predicted model, not a curated record. Lineage: Eukaryota; Metazoa; Chordata; Aves; Pelecaniformes; Ardeidae. Gene Ontology annotation, cellular component: membrane. The coding region runs from base 16 to 2070 and encodes 684 amino acids.